This is a messenger RNA of Magnolia sinica, 1708 nucleotides long. Its product is annotated as 1-aminocyclopropane-1-carboxylate oxidase homolog 1-like. Bases 135 to 1244 code for a protein of 369 amino acids. Lineage: Eukaryota; Viridiplantae; Streptophyta; Magnoliopsida; Magnoliales; Magnoliaceae. The transcript has 3 exons. The record is from RefSeq and is a predicted model, not a curated record.
AAAGGGUCCCACCCCUUGGAAAUUUUAAACAACACAUCACAUCACUGCAUUAUUUCCAACUACGGCCAAGAUAAAACUGGAAGGCACCAUGAAACUUCUUCACCUUUCUCAUCCAUCCUACCCAAGAGAAGCAAAUGGCCGUCGCAAGCGACAGAGAUCUCCCGAUGACAAUUGGGUCAGAGCACAACCGUCUAAAAGAUCUGAAGGCCUUUGAUAACACCAAAACUGGCGUCAAAGGACUAGUGGAUGCUGGCAUCGUGAAAAUCCCAAAAAUUUUCAUCCGGCCACCAGAUGACAUCAUCAAGGCUUCAGCUGCUGUUCUGACCCAUAUGCAGAUUCCAAUCAUUGAUCUGGACGGCAUGGAAAGCGUUCGACGGUUGGAGAUUGUUGAUGAGAUCCGACGUGCAUCGAAGACGUGGGGCUUCUUUCAGGUGGUGAAUCAUGGGGUACCUGUAAGUGUACUGGAAGAGAUGAUUGAAGGUGUCCGUAGGUUCUUCGAGCAACCAGAUGAGGUGAAGAUGGAAUAUUACACCUGUGAUUCGAAGAGAAAAGUUUCGUAUUCUAGCAAUUUCGAUCUGUACCAAUCAACGGCUGCGAAUUGGAGGGACACCUUGAUUUGUAAGAUGGCCCCUGAUCCAUUGGACCCUCAUGAAUUGCCUGCCGCUUGCAGGGACAUAAAGAUGGAGUAUUCAAAGUAUCUCACAGGGUUAGAGACCAGGCUAUUUGAGCUACUAUCAGAGGCACUUGGGCUCAAUCCUAACUAUCUCAAAGACAUAGGUUGUGUCAGAGGGCAUGCUAUUGUAUCUCACUAUUACCCUCCAUGCCCAGAGCCAGACCUCACCCUCGGCACCACCCAUCAUUCGGACAAUGACUUCCUCACUAUCCUACUCCAAGACCAUGUUGGUGGCCUCCAAGUUCUUCAUCAAAAUCAAUGGGUUGAUGUUAGCCCAAUGCAUGGAGCUCUUAUUAUUAACAUUGGUGAUCUUCUACAGCUUAUUUCCAACGACAAGCUGAAAAGCGUCGAGCACAGGGUGCUGGCUAACCGUGUGGGCCCAUGGAUAUCCGUGGCAUGUUUCUUCACCACACAUCUCCAUCCAUCCACCAAAGUGUAUGGCCCAAUCAAGGAGUUGGUGUCAGAAGAGAAUCCACCGAAAUACAGGGAAACUACGGUCCUAGACUACAAAACUUACUAUCUAGCAAAAGGACUUGACGGGAAGUCUGCUCUCGACCAUUUCAAGCUGUGAAAGAUGCCUACGUCCAUGUUUUACAGUCCUAUGAUAGUUCUGCACCCUAUUGAAAAUGGUGGUGCGUCAUUCUCACGUGUGACACUGAUGCACACCAAUCAAGACAAAUUCAAAAUGUAGGUCCCACUAUAGGUGGAGAAUAUCUAUAAAUUCAGGUGAUCAACCAAUUCUAACCAUCCAAUUAAUGGCAACCCGUUGGACUCGAAUCAAUGGUUAAUAGUAAAAUAACGAGUCCAACAGGCGGUCUAAAUUCAAAGGGUAAACUCAGAUUGUCAUUAUUAUCUUCUCCGAAUAAGUAUUUGGUUGUGCUUCAUCUGCAGUUGGUCGGCUAUUUGGAUGGUCUGGAUUGCCAUAUGACAAUGCCAUAUUUAGGAUUGAAAAAUCACCACCAUUAAUUUCUGAAUGGUGAAAAAUAUUAUAGACUCUUUCUGAAUGGUGCAAAAUAUCAUAGACUCUAAUUUUCA